AUGCAACAAGAACUUGACUUCAAUAAGGAAUUAUUACAAUUUACAGAACAACAACAACAACUUGAAGAAGACCACCCUCAUUCCUGUUGUGUUGAAAAUUCUUCCACUUCCUCUACUUCAUCCACAACAAGCAGUAGUAGUGGAAGCAACCAAAGCACUACCGAAAAGAACUCUUCUCUUCAACACCACCAACAGCAUCAUCACCAGCAACAAGAUGCACCAGCUCAUCACCAUCCUUCCACCAUUCCAUGUAAAUAUUUCAUGAAUGGUUUCUGUAAGAAUGGAGAUCAGUGUUCCUUCUAUCAUCCGACCUCCCCUCAAUCCUUUAUGUUUUUCUAUCAUCAAAUGAUUUUGAAUUCUCAGAAACAACAACAGCAAACUCAACAACAAGUCCAUCCAGUAAUUUAUGUGAGCUAUCCAAUGGUCAUGCCAACAAUGAUGCAACCUCCUAAUUCAAGUAAUAUUACGAAUUCUGUGUAUUACUGUGGCCCACCAGCAGCAUCUUCAUGGACAGCAGCACAACCACAACAGCAACAACAGCAACAACCUUACUUUUUCAGUACCACACAUUCAUCAUCUCCAUCCAGGAAUGCAACAACUCGCACUACGAACUCCCAACAAGUAUCAUCUCCUUCUCUCAGAAUCACUCAUUCGCAACGAAAUAACAAUCCUUCUCAACCUUACGGAAAAGGUAUCGCACCUGGUCAUGCCAACGUUUCCAUGUAUAGUGAAAUAUUUGAAGAUGGCGAGGAUGAACCUUCGUUUUAUCAACCCAAAGUGUGCACCUUUUAUGUGAGUGGAAAAGGAUGUAAAUAUGGCUAUCAUUGCAAAUUCUUUCAUCCUUUAACGAGUAAAAGUGUCGUUAAUACACACUCGAAUGUUGGCCAGCAACUGUCAUCCUCUUCAACAGUGACCUCUCAUCAUCACCAUUCUCAACAACGAUUGCCCUCUCAACAACAUUCUAAUCAUGGCCACAAGUUACACCAUCACUCAACACCGUAUUCAUACUCUAACAAUUGUUCUUCGUUGCAUGCUUAA
Naegleria fowleri is the source of this 1038-nucleotide messenger RNA. RefSeq lists its product as uncharacterized. Gene Ontology annotation, molecular function: metal ion binding. The record is from RefSeq and is a predicted model, not a curated record. The coding region runs from base 1 to 1038 and encodes 345 amino acids. The transcript has a single exon. Lineage: Eukaryota; Heterolobosea; Eutetramitea; Acrasida; Naegleriidae.